AUGUCAGAGUUGGGACCGCUAGACAACGAUGGCGAUGGUGAGGACGCCUGGCUAGGUGCUAGAUUUUCAGGCUUAGUAGUUUCUGUUUCUGGGUUUCCGGGGGAGAUAGCUGAUUUAACGUCAUCCAAAUAUCCGCCAACGACUCCAGACAAUGCCAAGCCCUCCUCUGAAAAUGAAAAAUAUGUGUACAUGCUUGAGGAGAUCGGCGAGAGGAUCGGAAUGCAUCACCAAAGUCAUUUGCAAACACUCGUGUCUUUUUUGUACAUACUCAUGAAGACAAAAUUGAAAUUUGGCAAAUGCACAACCGUGCUCGAGGAAUUUUACAAUGGGAGCGUACACACAAAGCAAUUGUUCCGAUCUGCUAUGAAGAGCAGAAAAAACCGUCUUUUUGAUUGCUCGGAUCUAAAAGAAGCUUUGAUCAAUACGGCAAAUAUGAUCAAACAAUUACAGGAUGAGGAUAAUAAUAAUGGUAAAGUACAUGGUUCUCUGGCCCGUGCAGGUAAAGUAAAAUCUCAAACUGCAAAGGUUGAAAAACAAGAAACAAGAAACAAAAGACCGGAAGAGGUGCGGUCUAUAGCAGAAGAUUUGUUAACGUUACUCUUACCGGUGGCAAGAGAGGAUGAACCCUGCUCCAACAAGUGA
This is a messenger RNA of Paraglomus brasilianum, 642 nucleotides long. Lineage: Eukaryota; Fungi; Glomeromycota; Glomeromycetes; Paraglomerales; Paraglomeraceae. The record is from the annotation of a GenBank genome assembly.